GGCCAGUCAAUUUGCAUUGCUAAAUAGUCUGUAGCGCCAACCGAGUGGGACAGAACAGAACAGUCCGUUUUGAAAAGGCAUUCUUGCAACACUUGGUCAAUGUACCGAAGCUUCAACUCGACCAGACGGCGGUUAAUGAAAACCUGGUGGCUUUCGCGUAAAGGCGCAUAGUUGGGGGGUGGUGAGAGCCCUGCUGGGAAGUGGCGAGGGGAUUUGGGGAGAAGUUACGGGUCGUCUAAAUCUUUCCUUUGAGAAACCAUAAACCAUGCUUUUUGAAAUACGUGGCUUCAGGUUUUGCUCUUCUGCAAGGAUGUUGGCAGCUCUGGUAUUUAUUCUGCUUUGUAUCCAGCCUGGACACGGACAGACUUGCACAGAUGGUUUUGCAUAUGACCGCAGGGCAAGGCAGUGUAUAGAUGUGGAUGAGUGCCGUACCACGCCAGAUGCUUGCCGAGGAGACAUGCGCUGUGUAAAUCAGAACGGCGGCUACCUGUGCAUCCCGAGGACCUUGUACAACCAGCCGUACAGACCGGAGACCCCGGUCCUCCCUGAGACAGUUUACCCGGACACAUCAGACACCUUCCUCCCAGCUCCUCCGAGAUCUGUGGAGCCCAGCUACCCCAGGGUGAGAACCACUGCCCAGUGCAUCCUGGGAUAUACUCCUGCAGAGGAUGGCACCUGUAAUGACAUCGAUGAAUGUGAGACAAACUCCCAUCACUGUAACCCCACCCAGGUCUGCAUCAAUACAGCAGGUGGCUACACCUGUUCCUGCACUGAAGGAUACUGGCUCAUUGGUGGACAGUGCCAGGAUAUUGAUGAAUGUCGCUAUGGUUACUGCCAACAGCUGUGUGCCAAUGUCCCUGGCUCUUAUUCGUGCUCCUGUAACCCCGGCUUCAUCCUUAACCCAGACAGCAGGACCUGUCAAGAUGUGGAUGAGUGUGAGGAUGAACCAUGCAGUCACGGCUGCUUCAACACCUACGGCUCCUUUAUGUGCAACUGUGAUGAGGGAUUUGAGUUGGCGUCCGACGGUACCUCUUGCAUUGACUUGGAUGAGUGCAGCUUCUCUGAGUUUCUGUGUCAGCACAGAUGUGUGAACACCCCCGGCUCUUUCUCCUGCAUCUGUCCACCUGGAUAUUAUGUAUACGAGGAUGGCAGGAGUUGCGAAGAUAUCAAUGAAUGUGACACUGGUAACAACACCUGUACAACAGCACAAGUAUGUUUCAAUUUCCAGGGAGGCUAUACAUGCCUGAAUCCUUUACAGUGUCGCUCUCCUUACAUCGAAGUUAGUGACAAUCAGUGUAUGUGUUCAGCUGAGAACCCUGCCUGCAGGGACAAGCCCUUCACUGUUCUUUACCGACACAUGGACUUGUCGUCGGGGCGUAGUGUGCCUGCAGACAUCUUCCAGAUGCAGGCUACCACUCGCUACCCCGGUGCUUUCUACAUCUUCCAGAUAAAGUCGGGCAAUGAAGGACGAGAGUUUUACAUGAGACAAACCAGCAAUGUGAGCGCCACACUUGUCUUGUCACGGCCCAUCAAGGGACCGAAGGAGGUGGUGCUGGACUUGGAGAUGGUCACGGUCAACAAUGUCAUCAACUUUAGAGGCAGCUCCAUCAUACGUCUGACGAUAUUUGUCUCAGAGCACCCGUUCUGAGUGUCCCAAAUGAACUAAAUCACUCCAGAGAAUCAAGCUGCACUCAUCUGCAGCUGAUGUAAUGGUUUAUUUGAGACAGCUCAUCACCUUUUUUUAAUCAUUAUUUCAUCCUCAAUAAAGACACGUCCAGUAAAGACUCAGCUAAGAUCGGCUGAUGGGAAAGCAUCCCUGUGCUCGAAACCCCACUCUGGUUUGAUGGACACUGAGCUUCUAUGGCCGCAAUAUGGAUUUUCGACAAAGAGGGAUAUUUAUGGUGUAUAAUUUCUAACAUCCUCUAUUUAGAAAAUGACCUGAAAAUGAUGGAAUUACCCUCACUGCAUACCAGUGUAUACAACAUUCUGUUUUCCCCAGUUGUCUGUGAAUUUUCAUCCCUUCAGAUAAGCUGUGAAAGUGACUUUUAUAGGCCUGAAUUCAAGAGCUGUCGUUGCGUCAUGAGUGCCAUCAUCAUUGUUGUGGGUUUUUUUAUGAGAGCCGGUCAUCUGAGCAGAAGUGUAAUUGUGCAUUUGCAAUGGCAAUAUCUGAAAUGAUGUCACAACCAGUCAUUAACUGAAUUAUCGAUCACAAUUUCUUUUAGACCAAUAAAUGUCUUCACCACA
Molecule: messenger RNA, 2244 nt
Organism: Micropterus salmoides (largemouth bass)
Lineage: Eukaryota; Metazoa; Chordata; Actinopteri; Centrarchiformes; Centrarchidae
Gene: fbln5
Product: fibulin 5
Exons: 11
Coding region: 266-1648 (460 amino acids)
Molecular function (GO): calcium ion binding
Source: RefSeq, a predicted model, not a curated record